Molecule: messenger RNA, 327 nt
Organism: Podospora pseudocomata
Lineage: Eukaryota; Fungi; Ascomycota; Sordariomycetes; Sordariales; Podosporaceae
Exons: 2
Coding region: 1-327 (108 amino acids)
Source: RefSeq, a predicted model, not a curated record
AUGAGUUCAAGUGGAAAGGCCCCCCCCGUCAGUUUCCCCGGAAUCGCGAUGCCGCCGCAGCCAGUGCUCAGAUGUGCAAACCUGGAAAUCAGCAACAUUCAAACCGGCCCAGACUGCCCAACACGGCACAUGUCGUCGUGGCCCCUCAGGCUGUCUCUCUCCGUGAAACAUUGGGUUCGACAGGCCACGUCGGGGACUCACAUGGUUCCCAGACAGCCCUAUCAAGGCGACUGGCUACACAGGGGCUCCUGGUUGGAGGGCCCGCUUCCGAUUGGGGAUAGGCUCGCUGACAGCUCAUCAACCCAUCUAGGACCGGCAAUGGGUUGA